AUGUUGUCCUCGCUUACGACAACCGUCAAUGUCAUUUCCGUGGCCGUUUACACCAAGGUGAGACCAACAGGCUCAGUCAUAGGUGUGAAUCCCACAGCAACAACAAUCGGGUUGGAAUGCCCAAGCCACCCGAAAAUCAAUUGUAAUCAGAACUAUACCAAUACCUUCGUGGUCGGUCCAUGGGCCAGUACAGUCGUCCCAAAAGGAUUACCUUCCACUGGAACGUUUCAGUGGCUGUUGGAGAUCGAAAGGGAGGCAAUAUCGUAUGAGUGUCUCAUGAGCUCCGGUACACGCCAGACCUGUACUGGCCUUCAAAUUCCGCUAGGUUAUACAAGAUGGGAGCCAGAUAGGAAUUGGACACGCCACAGCUUUACUGUGACAGAGACUGAGGAGAUGCUGGAUACCAUUCAGUUACCGAUUGUCCUCACAUCUGGUCAGGAACAGUUGGGAAGUGACGUUCAAGCUACACCUACAGAGGACGCCAGCAAGAUUUCUGCUUCGCAAAAAGCCGCGACUGAAACCCUUCCACCAGUCACCCCGACCCUAUUCAUUUACAACGCAGAUGAGUACAUGAUACAUACUCCAACGGGCUCAGUUAUAAGCGCUAAUCCCACGGCGACAACAAUCGAAUUGGGGUGUCCCGUCCAGUCCGAUUGCCCAUAUGAAUAUAGCAACACCUUUGUCGUCGGUCCAUGGGCCAGUACCGUUGUUCCAGAAGGCUUAGCAUCGACAGGAACGUUUCAUUGGUACCUUGCCAAUAGUUACUGGGGGACUGCCCUCUCUGUGGAGUGUCUUAUGAGUAGCGGUAUGCCUCAGACAUGCACGCGCUUAGUUACGGGGAUGCAAACUAGGACUUGGGACAGUGAAGAUAUUCAUGCAGGCACAGUCACUGAUACUGCGACAAACAUGAUUCCAGGCGCGACGUUGGGAACUCGAUUUACACACAUGCCAAUUGUCAUCACUGCUAGCCAGGAGCUACUUGGCGAGGCUACAUCAACUACAACUGACAGAGCGUCACCGGAGAAAACGAAUGGGGCUGGAUCAAGUGCUGCUUGUGCCAUGGGUGUUAUGACAAUAGCUGUAUUUGCUUCUCUUCUUAUAAAUUACUAA
This is a messenger RNA of Fusarium oxysporum Fo47, 1110 nucleotides long. RefSeq lists its product as uncharacterized. The transcript has a single exon. Lineage: Eukaryota; Fungi; Ascomycota; Sordariomycetes; Hypocreales; Nectriaceae. The record is from RefSeq and is a predicted model, not a curated record. The coding region runs from base 1 to 1110 and encodes 369 amino acids.